Messenger RNA from Gregarina niphandrodes, 288 nucleotides. RefSeq lists its product as hypothetical. The record is from RefSeq and is a predicted model, not a curated record. Lineage: Eukaryota; Apicomplexa; Conoidasida; Eugregarinorida; Gregarinidae. The transcript has 2 exons. Bases 1 to 288 code for a protein of 95 amino acids.
AUGAACCAAGCUUCUGAUGCGCUUCUAGGCCAGGGCGUCGAAUGCUAUAUUGACGAUAUGGUGAUGCGGGUCUGUAUCGACAAUGGCUUCUUCAUGAAGCUGGCCAAGUAUGAGUGGCUCCGCAAGGAAAUCCCCCUGCUUGGUCAUGCUGUAGGGAAGUGCGGCAUCAAGCUCCAGUCUGGAAAGGUGGAGGUGUUGAGCACAGUCGCUUUGCCGAAAGACUACUCUGACAAGAUGCAGCCCUUGCAGGAGCUCAUGAACAGCCAAAAGACCCAAAACUUCGCGUGA